GCUCUUCGCGUGGGCGGCGCUGCGCGGUUCCGUCUCUUCUCCCUCCCACGCACCCUCCUGCCCUUGACUCUUACGGAUCGUGGGAGGAGGGAGAGGAGAAGCAGCAGCAGCAGCAGCAAACCGCUCCCGUUCCGAGGUCGCGGCGACCGAUAUCUGUGCGUUUUCCGUUCCGGACUGUUUCUCCAUGCCCGCUCCGCGGCUCCGACGCGGGGCGGACUUGAGUGCAGCGGCGGCGGUCGUGUGGCACGUUAACGCGCGCGGCGGGUCUCUCCGGCGGGCCAUCCCGAACACGGGAUGCUGAACGGGAGCCGCGAGGGUUUGUUUGAACUGGGCAGGCAGCUCCAGCGGGAAGGAGACUCCCGGGCCGCUCUGCACUGCUUUUUGAGCUGCCUGCUGGGACUCACACACGUGCAGAGCUUCCACUCGCUUCCCAACUGCCUGCAUCAGAUCGCUGAACUCUACAUUGACGACAAGAACUAUGGGAAAGCUCUGCAGUUCAUUCAGGCGGAGAAGAUGUUCUACGAAGUGGCAUUGAUCGAGCUCACCUCGCUGCAGGCCAGCACAGGGUCUCAGGAAGAGGGGACAUUGGGAACGUCAGGAUGUCUGUCUCAAGAGGAGUUAUCGGAACAGGCUUCACAGGCCCAGGAUCUUGAGAGACUGGCUCAGCUCUGCAUCAUGAGCAAAAGACCCCACCUUGCUUUAGAAUACAGUGGCAAGGCCACUAAAAUCCACCAGAGGGCUUUCGGUAACGAUCACCCCAUCACAGCGCGGAGUCUGGAGCUGCUGGCCACCGUCUACGCUGAGAUCGGAAAAACUGAAUACACAAAUUCAUUGGGAGAGUGUGUGUCGACUCUUUCCAAAAGGUUCUCGGCCACCGAGUCGUUCAGCGACGCUCUCAGCAGCAUCUCUCAUAGCCAUAAGGACAGACACUCUGAGCUACGGCACAGAAAAGAGCCAUACGUACAACAGGAAACUCCUAAAACGAAGGUCACAAAUGAAAAACCGCCCACUUCCAUCCUGAAAAGGUCUAACGUGAGCAACGCGGAGUCGGACUCGUCGCGCAAGAGAAAAACCGAGAGGCGGGUUCGCUUCAGAGAGCCGGAGAUCACCGUUCACGACAUUCCAUACUAUGACUGUUUAGGAGUCUACGACUCUCCCCAGAGCCGUCUGCACCUGGCCCUGCUCACCUGCCUGUUCCUGCUUCUGUCUGCGCUGGGUCUGGCGCUGUACUGCACGGACCGCCGGAGACCCCAGCGCGCCUGCGAAGAGCUGCAGACGGCACUGGCUGUGUACCUGCUUCAGUUCAAACAGAUCGUUUGGGCCUGCUGGAUCUGGCUGACCAUGCAAUGACCGUAACUGACCACAGGAGGCAGCGGCGGGCAGGAAAACAAAAAAAAAAAAAAAAAAACAACAACAGCAUAAAAGGUCAGGAUGCUUUCUGAAGGACUGUGGAGGAAAUAGAAGAUGAAGGUCCUCUUGUUUUUUUAUUGCUUUGUUUUCACUGUUAUAAUCAGACUGGCCACCAGUCGAAUUCUUCGAGGAUGUUCAACAUCCAUCUCUUUUAUUUUGUGGUCGAUUAAAAAGCCACGCGCUUUUCCGCACCAUUAAGGGAUGGUGUGCCUUUUUGCCCUUUAUGGUGGCAUAGCUAAUGCCACAUCCUCAUCAUAACGAGCGUAUAUAUAUAUAUAUAUAUAUAUAUAUAUAUAUAUAUAUAUAUAUAUAUAUAUAUAUAUAUAUAUAUAUAUAUAUAUAUAUAUAGAUCUCUGUAUGUAGCUCUUUUUCCUCAUAUAGUGGUUCUGGAUGAUACGCUUUAAAAGGAACGGCUCACCAAAAAUGACCAUUUGCUGAAAAUGUCCGAAAUGUAGUACGUUUCUUUGUCAGAACAGAUUACGAAAAACUUAGCAUCACGUCGUUUGCUCAGCGAAUGGGUGCCGUCAGAGUCCAAACAGCCGAUUAAAAACAAUCCAUCGGUUAACUUUCGGUGAAGCUAAAAAGAGAAGCGAAUUCAUCGUUGAGGCGUUUUAAACUUUUUUUAAUUGGGAAUUGCUGUGAUGUCUCACUCUGACGGCACCCAUUCGCUGCAGAGAACCCAUGGAUGCGCAAGUGAUGCAGCGCUAAACACCUCCGGAUCUGUUGCGGUUGAAGAAACGCUCGUAUAAACCCCGAGUGCAUUUUCAGCGCAUUUUGAUUUCAGGCUGAAUUUUUCCUUUGAAGCGUAUUUUUCCACGGAAUACUUGUGCAGCAAUAUUGCUUCAAACCUUUAGCGGAGAAACCCAAUGAAUGAAUUGCGUACACAGGUAGAGCCCGACUGAUGUAUCAACAGGUCAGUAUUAGGCGUGCGAGACGUUGAACGGCCGUACUGGUCUUUGAGAAGCAAUAUGAAAAAGAGCCAUGUAUUGAGUACAUGCUUAAUAUCGCGUGCGUCGUCACGAAUAGUUACAUUUUAGUGACAUUUAGAGAACGCUAAUAUAGAAAUAGACACACAAACAUCGCACGCGCUUAUAGAAUGAGUAAACUAAUGGCUGGAUCGUUUCCUUUGCUUUACGUAAUAUUUACCUCAAAGUUUUGUAUCAAAAAUGGUCGAUUUCCGAAGCGCUAUUUUUUGUCUUCGGAUAUAAAUAGCCGCAUAAGGGCUUUCCGGUUCGAAGAGUGAAUUCAGGAAACUGCUGAAAUAUAUGUACCGCAUUGCAAAAAUAAACACAGGAUUGAGUUGGAAA
Molecule: messenger RNA, 2717 nt
Organism: Puntigrus tetrazona (Sumatra barb)
Lineage: Eukaryota; Metazoa; Chordata; Actinopteri; Cypriniformes; Cyprinidae
Gene: c17h14orf180
Product: chromosome 17 C14orf180 homolog
Exons: 10
Coding region: 295-1350 (351 amino acids)
Biological process (GO): positive regulation of Golgi to plasma membrane protein transport
Cellular component (GO): trans-Golgi network; plasma membrane; transport vesicle
Molecular function (GO): connexin binding
Source: RefSeq, a predicted model, not a curated record